AUGCGUUCGGUUGCACUUGCUCUUGCGUACCUUGCCACUGGCAUCCACGCCCUCCCCAGGCCUGCCGUGAGCUACGCAGUGGUCAACGUAGACGGUGGUUCUGCAGCCACGAGCACCGAGGCAGCACAAACGACAGUAAUCUCCACUGUUGUCGAGUCGGAGGCGCCUACAACCGUCUCAGAGGUUGUAUACAAGACAGUGACCGAUUCGUCGGCUACAGCAACCACUGUUUCUGUCAAGACCGUCACAGAGACACCAAGUGCUGUUUCCACAUCAGCCAACCUUCCCUCUGCUGCUUCUUCGACAUCAGCACAGGCUUCAGAAACCUCUUCAGCGCCAUCAUCGCCAAAGACAUCGCCAUCAUCAGCAGCAUCGUCAUCGUCAUCGUCAUCGCUGUCAGCAUCAACAUCAACAUCGUCAACAAGCACCACAUCGCUCGCGUCGGCACCCUCAUUGGUUACAUCAUCUGCCGAUUUGUCCUCGACAGAUGCACCGGUGUCAUCUUCAAGAUCAUCUGCAUCUCACACCGUCAAGAGCAGCACAAUCACAAGCGCCGCGUCCUCGACACGCAGCAGCAGCAGCAGCUCAACAACAACACCAUCAGUAUCAAUCAACUCGAUUGUAUACGAGGUGACCGGCGGAGCACUUACUACAGACUACGUGACAGUCACACUGACUGACAGUGCCCAAGCCACAAGUUCGACGUUAAACUCGUCCUCAUUGUCUACCUCUGCAGUUUCGACAAUUGUUGUGGUGCAGACACAGACUGUGGUUCCAGCACAAGUAGCGCCCACUUCGACAUCUUACUACGACAAUGGAAUGUGGCACACGUCAUACGUUGUCAAGAAUUUCCCUACAUUGGCACCAAGUGCUGCAGGACAUCACUGGAACGGUACUUCGCACCGGGGCUAG
Aureobasidium melanogenum CBS 110374 is the source of this 912-nucleotide messenger RNA. RefSeq lists its product as uncharacterized. The transcript has a single exon. The record is from RefSeq and is a predicted model, not a curated record. Bases 1 to 912 code for a protein of 303 amino acids. Lineage: Eukaryota; Fungi; Ascomycota; Dothideomycetes; Dothideales; Saccotheciaceae.